ACAACACUACCGAAACGGACUACAAAGGCGUGUUGGGAAACAACUGGUAGCUGCUAAACGUUCGCCUGCCAGCUAAUGAGAUACAUUAUUCUAACCGUGUCUGUUAGAAUAAUUAAAAUUAAACGUUAUGUCAUAGGAGAGGGUAGAGGGAAAGAGACUCAAUGGACGACAUUAGAGUGGAAGGAAGGACCGCUGCGAAGGUUCGAAAUGGCGUGCUAACGGUUAGCCAAGUUGCUAACAUCUCACCGGUUGAAAGUGCUGUUUGAAGCACGUCUGUUUUAUAGUCGACACAUUGUGUCCUUUUUGGGGCAUGUUCGUCAAGUCGCAGCGCUAAACGACGAGCACGAUGGAAGAGAUAAAGACGGAACCCGUGGAUUUCGUGAGGGAAUUCCAAGAGUACCUGACACAGCAAACGCAACACGUCAACAUGAUCUCGGGCUCGAUUUGUGAGGAAAAGGACCCAGCCCCGAGGAGUGAACACAAUGGUCUGGACCCCCCGUCGGUGGAGGUCAGCCUGCCCGUGGAGGAAGGCUCGGAUGUGCAAAUGGACGGCCUGGAGAGGACGUGCGAUGGCAAAUACAAGUGCAGCUUCUGCAGCUACGCCAACAAGGGCAUGGCUCGAUUGAUAGAACACAUUCGCAUCCACACAGGAGAAAAGCCGCACCGCUGCCAGCUGUGCCCGUUCGCCUCGGCGUAUGAACGGCACCUGGAGGCCCAUAUGCGCUCGCACACAGGCGAGAAACCGUACAAGUGCGACCUGUGCGCCUUCCGCUGCAGCGACCGCAGCAACCUGUCGCACCAUCGCCGCCGGCGCCACAAGCAGCUGCCCGCUCGGGUGGCGCGCCCGCCCUUCGUCGGCAAGCGAGGCCUGGCCACCCUGCAGAAGCGGAGCGGCUCGCUGGGCUUCGGCAGACGCCUGCUCAUCAAUUUCACCCCGCCGCCCAAGUCGGACUACGCCAGCGACGCGCUUCACAAGCAUCACCACCAUCUGAACAUGGCUGAGCACAGGAACCCCCCCAGGCUGCUGCAGAGUGACUUCAACAGAGGAGCGAACAUUUUUAGCAACCCGCUAGAGCAGCUGGCUUCACUGCAGCCGGGCGACCUCCACUCCGAGCCGUCUCACGUUACUCAGAACGGUGACGAAAAGCCCAUUGUGAUACAGGAAGUCACGGGCGCGCGAGCCACGUCAUGUUCCAACGGCGUGCAGACUUUGACCCCCAAAACGGAGUACUCCGCUUCGGACCACAGGAGCUCCGCAUCCGGACUCUGCUCGGACACCCAGGCCGAGGCGUUGUGCGCGAGCCGCAGCCGGUCCGGCACUCCGCUCGCCACCACGCCGGAAUGCGACGAGCCACAGCGGUGCCCGCACUGCGACAUUCAGUUUCCCGACAACGUCCUGUACACCAUCCACAUGGGAUGCCACGUCUACGAGCACCCCUUCCGUUGCAACGUCUGCGGCCACACAUGCACGGACAAGUACGACUUUGCCUGCCAUUUUGCACAAGGGCAGCACAGGAAGUGACUCUGUUUGGAAUAACUCCCGAGUCACAAUACGCUACUCGCAAAAAUGUAGUGAUAUUGGAGAUUUGGGUAAAAUUUCAUCCAUAAAAUGCACCACGAUGGUGCCUUAAGAUACAAGUUUAUUUUGUUCCAUGGCCACACUCAUAACUUACAACUCAAUUUCAAAUUAUCUUUCCCUGUUGCAAUGAAGGGAUGUAUGAAGGAGUAUGUCAAGUGUCCCUGGUAAACCAUUUUGUAUUUCUUUGCAGGAAUGUAGUUUUCCGUAGGCAGCUACGCAUGUAACAACACGUGAAUUAACAGUAUUUUACAUACUUUGUUUUUAUCAUUCAGCUAAAUUAGCUCGACACACUAACUGUGCCUGUACUUUAUU
Syngnathoides biaculeatus (alligator pipefish) is the source of this 1891-nucleotide messenger RNA. Its product is annotated as zinc finger protein Pegasus-like. NCBI's taxonomy places the organism in Eukaryota, Metazoa, Chordata, Actinopteri, Syngnathiformes, Syngnathidae. The record is from RefSeq and is a predicted model, not a curated record. Gene Ontology annotation, molecular function: DNA-binding transcription factor activity; RNA polymerase II cis-regulatory region sequence-specific DNA binding. The coding region runs from base 347 to 1522 and encodes 391 amino acids. Gene Ontology annotation, biological process: regulation of transcription by RNA polymerase II. The transcript has 3 exons.